This is a messenger RNA of Terrapene triunguis (Three-toed box turtle), 1898 nucleotides long. RefSeq names its product WD repeat, sterile alpha motif and U-box domain containing 1 (gene WDSUB1). The coding region runs from base 140 to 1585 and encodes 481 amino acids. Gene Ontology annotation, biological process: protein ubiquitination. Lineage: Eukaryota; Metazoa; Chordata; Testudines; Emydidae. The transcript is spliced from 11 exons. Gene Ontology annotation, molecular function: protein binding; ubiquitin-protein transferase activity. The record is from RefSeq and is a predicted model, not a curated record.
GUCACGUGGGCGCAGGUGAGUUGGGACCUGGCCUCUACCGCCCCCACAGUCACACCUGGGAGGGCGGUGCCGUGUCACGUGACUUGCACCGGAGGCGCCCGGCCGGCCGAGGCAGGUAACUUGGUUUAAAGCAGAUAAAAUGGUGAAACUAAUUCACACCUUAGCUGAUCACAGUGAUGAUGUCAACUACUGUGCCUUCUCCUCUUCCUGCUUGGCUACUUGCUCCCUGGACAAAACAAUCCGCCUCUAUUCUUUAAACAACUUUACUGAACUUCCCUACUCGCCAUUAAAAGGUCACACUUAUGCUGUCCACUGCUGCUGCUUUUCUCCUUCUGGACACAUUUUAGCUUCAUGUUCGACAGAUGGUACCACGAUGCUGUGGAAUACUCGUAAUGGUCAGACGCUGGCAGUGCUGAAGCAGCCCCGAGGCAGCCCUGUAAGAGUCUGCCGAUUUUCCCCUGACUCCGCUUACCUAGUUUCCGGUGCAGCUGAUGGUAGCAUCGUUCUUUGGAAUGUGCAGUCAUUGAAAUUGUACAGAUCUGGGAGUGUUAAGGAUGGUUCCUUGGUGGCAUGUGCGUUUUCUCCUAAUGGAAAUCUCUUUGUCACUGGAUCAUCAUGUGGAGAUUUAACCAUUUGGGAUGAUAAAAUGAGGUGCUUGUAUAAUGAAAAAGGACAUGAUCUUGGUGUCACCUGCUGUGAUUUUUCUUCACAGGCAGUUUCUGGUGGAGAACAAGGAUCCAGAUACUUCCGAAUGGCAUCUUGUGGUCAGGAUAACCAGAUCAAGCUUUGGCUUAUUUCACUUGCUGAUCUCUUAGGUUGUGAAUUAAAAUAUGAAUGCACAUUGAAUGGACACUCUGCCCCAGUCCUGGCUUGUGCUUUUUCCUAUGAUGGGCAGAUGUUAGUCUCAGGAUCUGUGGACAAAUCCAUCAUAAUACAUGACACUAAAACUGGGAGCAUCCUGCACACUUUAACUCAGCAUACCAGAUAUGUUACAACUUGUGCCUUUGCACCAGAUAUUCCAUUACUUGCAACAGGUUCAAUGGAUAAAACUGUGAACAUUUGGCAAUUUGAUCCAAAGCAACAUUGUGCAGGAAGUAGACUGGAAGAUGAACCUAAGAUGUCUAUUGAGAACUGGUCAGAGGAAGAGGUCUCAGUCUGGCUUUGUGCACAAGGUUUAAAAGACCUUGUUGGGAUUUUCAAGAUGAAUAACAUUGAUGGCAAAGAGCUCCUGAGUCUUACAAAACACAGUCUGACUAACGACGUAAAAAUUGAAUCUCUAGGUUUACGCAGUAAAGUCUUCCGGAAGAUUGAGGAGCUGAGGAGCAAUGUGGAUUCUGUUUCUCUUGGUAUUCCUGAUGAAUUCUUAUGUCCUAUAACUAGGGAGCUUAUGAAGGAGCCUGUCAUUGCAGCAGAUGGCUAUUCCUAUGAAAAAGAGGCAAUGGAAAACUGGAUCAGCAAAAAGAGACGGUCUAGUCCCAUGACAAAUCUCCCUCUCCAAUCUCUUAUACUUACACCAAAUAGGACUUUGAAAAUGGCCAUCAAUCGCUGGCUAGAGACUCAGCAGAAAUAUAAUGAAACAACUUAGUCUUGAAUACACCAAUUGUUCUGUCAAAUUAAUUGCAAUGAAAUUGUAGGUAGUGGCAGGAAAUAACUAUCAGAAAUCUUAAAACACUGGAAAGGAAAAAGGUAAGCUUCUGUCCAUGAUGUCUUUAGUCUGUAACUCACAUAGAGUCCCUUAAAUGCAGAACUUUAAACCAAAAAAAUGAUUUUGGUGUCUAAUAAACUAUUAGUUUCUUUUUAAUAUUUGAGCUUUAAUUACAAUAUUUUUGUAUAAGAAAGUUCAAAUGCUAAUUGAAAAUAUGUAGGCUUGGCAGAAUUUGAUUUUUUAUUCUUUUAUA